AUGGGGGAACGAUCUCUUACGGCCGGGGACUGCUCCGAACCCGCUCUUGAGCAACCCAGAGAGGUAGACCAAGUCAUUCCGGAGAAGACGGACGGCAAUAUUCAAGACACCAAGCCAGUAACAUCGGCAGUACCGACCAUCUUUGCAGAGAGCUCCCCUGGCAGAGAUGCGUCUCUCAACGAAAACGACCUCAUGGGCGCAUACAGCAAGUUUGCACCCACCCAGCGCAUCAUCAUCAUCACUUUUGCCAGCGCCAUCGGUCUGCUGAGCCCCCUGAGCUCCAACCUAUACACUCCAGCAAUUCCAGCCGUCGCGAGGGACUUGAACGUCUCCACCGAUGCCAUUAACUUGACCAUCACUUCGUACCUCGUGCUGCAAGGAAUCAGUCCCACUCUCUGGAGCGCUAUUGGCGACAGCACCGGCCGCCGACUGCUUUACAUUAUUGCCCUGACCGUCUACCUAGGCUCCUGUGUCGGCCUCGCCCUGUCUGACACUUACCCGGCCGUCGUAGCCUUGAGGGCAGUCCAGGCCAUGGGCUCGGCUUCGACCACAGCUCUCGGCGCCAGCCUGAUCGGCGACCUGAUCCACAUCAGCCAACGCGGCUCAUACAUGGGCAACUAUAGUGCCCUAGGCGGAGCCAGCAGCGCCUUCGGCCCCCUCCUCGGCGGCCUGUUUGCCCAGUACACCGGCUGGCGAGGCAUGUUCGUAUUCUUGUCGGCGCUCGCCGUGUUUCUCCUGCUCUUCACCGCUCUGCUCCUCCCCGAGACGAAGCGUGGUAUCGUUGACGAUGGAACGGUGCAACCGCCGCGGUACCUGAGGGUGCCGCUGAAAUGGCUUGACGCACCCAAGUCCAGCCCCGAGGCCGUCGGGCAGGCGGGGGCCAAGUUUCGGAUCGAUUUCGGCGCCCCAGUCCGUCUGCUUGUUGAACCCGAGUGUCUAUGCAUCGUCCUCUUCGCCGGCGUCUGCUUCGCCGUGUGGCAGGUCACAAUGGUGGCAACCGCGACGCUUUACGCGGAGCGCUACGGUUUGAACGAGCUGAGCAUCGGCCUGACGUACAUCUCGAACGGCGUUGGCUCCAUUUGUGGCAGUGUACUCACAGGGAAGCUGUUGGACCGCGAAUACAAGCAACAACUCGUGAGGGAACGGGCAGCCAGACAGACCGCAGAUGACGACAGAUCACCUCCUGUCGUCGAAGUGCAGCAUAUCGAGCUCGCGCGUAUAAAGCCCAUUAUUAUCCCCACCAUUGGUUAUGUGGUGUCUGUCGUCGCCCUCGGGUGGAUCAUCGAGUCCCAUGUCCACAUUGCCGCUUCCAUCACGAUGGCGUUCUUCGUCGGAGGUCUAAACACGAUCAUCUUAGCCGCAUUUUCAACCCUCAUCGUCGACCUCUUCCGGAGCCAGAGUUUCAGUGCCACGGCGUCCAUGAACCUGUCACGAUGUCUCCUAUCUGCUGAUGGCACCGCUGCCAUUGGGCCCUUGAUCCGGGCCGUCGGCGUCGGCUGGGCCUUUACGAUCUGCGCGGUCGCCGCGCUAGCUUCGUGUUCUUUCGCUGUGAUAGAGCUUUGGAGGGGUCCACGCUGGCGCGCAAAGCGAGCGGCGGCUGCGGAACGGGAGAAGGUAGGUUGA
This is a messenger RNA of Colletotrichum truncatum, 1623 nucleotides long. RefSeq names its product major facilitator superfamily transporter. Lineage: Eukaryota; Fungi; Ascomycota; Sordariomycetes; Glomerellales; Glomerellaceae. The record is from RefSeq and is a predicted model, not a curated record. Gene Ontology annotation, biological process: transmembrane transport. Gene Ontology annotation, molecular function: transmembrane transporter activity. Gene Ontology annotation, cellular component: plasma membrane.